This is a messenger RNA of Helianthus annuus (common sunflower), 1359 nucleotides long. RefSeq lists its product as uncharacterized. The coding region runs from base 1 to 1359 and encodes 452 amino acids. The transcript has a single exon. NCBI's taxonomy places the organism in Eukaryota, Viridiplantae, Streptophyta, Magnoliopsida, Asterales, Asteraceae. The record is from RefSeq and is a predicted model, not a curated record. Gene Ontology annotation, molecular function: zinc ion binding; nucleic acid binding.
AUGAAAAGAAACAAAAGAACAAACUAUGUUUCCUCUUAUGAGAGAUUCAAAAGUUUACCAAAUGAAAAACUAUAUGAAACAUAUCACAGAUUUGCAAAACUUUUGAAUGAGCUAAAGAAAUUUGGGAUUAUAAAAUCAAAUGAUGAAAGGAAUAUAAAAUUUCUGGAUGCUUUGCCUAGAGAAUGGAGAAGUCAAACCAUGACUUUGUCCUCUACCUUAGAACUAGGUAAUAUGAGUCUUCAUGACUUAUAUAUCAUUCUGGUCCCCAGAGAAGAUGAAAUAUUUGAAGAAUCAAUUCAGAGAUUGGGAUCUUUAGCUUUAAUCUCAAACUCACAAAGAACUCCUACCAAUGAUCCACAAACCUCAAACAGUCAAAAUCUUGAAAUUUGUGAUACAUCAUCAGAUUUUUCAACUUUUGCGGAAGCUGUUGCCCUGCUCACCAAAACUUUUGAGCAGAGGUUAAGGGGAGGAGGCCAAAGAUACCAGAAAAGUGAUAGAAGGACGCUGGAUGGAAGAUCUAGGGAAGAAGGAAGAUUAAAGGAUAAGGGAAAGGCUGAAGUUGUAUGUUACAAAUGUAAACAAAAGGGUCACUAUGCAUCAGAGUGCAAAACCAAGAAACUGAAGGAUGUUGCAUACAAUGAAAAGAAGCCAGAAGAUGCAAAGAAGCAACAACAAGUCAGUUUGAUAGCAGGGACAUAUACAUGGCUGUCUGAUGAUUCUUCUGAUGAAGAAGAAGAAGAAGAGAUGGCUAAUUUCUGCCUUAUGGCACUUUCUGAUGAACUACCAGAAACAUCAGAACAGAAGGUAAAUCUAGAUAAUCUUGACCUUGAACACAAGUUAAACAAACUCAUAUCAGAUUUUCUAAGUCUGCAAGAUAAACAAAAAUCAGAUAGUAAAAAGUCUGAUAAGUUGCAAAGAACCUUGAAUAAAGUUAUACUUGAAAACCAGUUACUGAUAGAAGAAAGCUUAGAUCACAAAGCCAAAAUUGAAUUUUAUGAAAAGGAAAGAAAAGAUCUAUACAAGAAAAUUCAUGAUAAAGAAAUUAAUGUAAAGGGUUUUCAACAAGCUAAGGAAUUCAUUAACUUUAUUGAAGCUACACCAAAGAACAGAGGUGAGGGUUUAGGGUAUGUAAAAACAAAUGAAAAUAAACCCACCACCUUUGUAAAAGCAACACAUCAGAUUUCUGAUAAAUUUACAUCAGAAGCUGAUUCUGAAUCAUGCAUAUCAACAAGUUCUGAGAACUCUUUUGAAAUCUCAAAACUCAACUUAAAAGCAAAAAUGAGUGAAUCAAAACAAAAAUGUUUAAAAACUCCAGAAGUGAUUCACUCAAGAUUUCAAAAUUAUCUAACAAAUCCAUAA